AUGCUUGAAUUGGUUGAUUUAGGAGAGGACAUCAUUGUAUCAAAUGUGAUACCGUACUUGAAAAGUGCAGAUAUAUUCUCAUUGUCUAUGACAUCACAACUUCUCCACAAUAUGCUAACCACUAAUGAAACUUAUCAUCAACUAUAUCUUAAACAUUUUGGAACCAAGCCAGUUCCAUUGAACUUAGAGAGCUAUUGCUGGGAGGAAUUAUUCAAACUCAGAAUUUCUUCGAAAGCUAAAUUCUAUACCUGGGGGACGAAUGAUUUUGGUAGGUUAGGUCAUGAUCCAAGAGAUCUUUUGAAACAUAAACGGUUUGGCGGGAUAGAUAUCCCACUUGUAGUGAAUGAUCUCGAAGGCAAGAUUAUUACAGCAAUUGAAGCUAGUGGUUAUUCCUUUCAAGUUUUGACUAAUUCAGGGGAAUUAUAUUGGACUGGUCAACUUUGGAAGAAGAAUUACUCUUCUCUGCCGGGGCCAAUUGCAAAAGACUUUGAGCCACCACCACCACCACGAAGUGCUUCUGGAAGGAAUGCAACUGGAAUUUUUGGCAUACCAGGAUUACCAGGGAUGGCACGCAGGUAUCAAAAUCCUCACCCAAGAGAAUCUUCAACGUCAAAUAAUGAAACGCAGAUUCAUGCUGAAACAAAUCCCAACUUAAGGUUACCUCCAGAAGAGCAAGUUAACCGAUUGAACUUGGCAAAUGUGAGAUCUCCAAGACCCAAGUUGAGCAACACCCACCAAUUUCAUUUACCCAUAGUUCUGGAUCUGCUGGGAGCACUCGGACCGAAGUUAAUAUCGAUAUCGAGUGGCCGAGAACAUGUUAUUGGGUUGGAUGAGGAAGGAAAAGUUUACAGUUGGGACACUGGAAUAUCAGGCUCAACGGGAGUUGAAAUGAUAUUCCCAAACAUUCCUUAUGAAGAUCAUAAAGUUACAAAAAUUUCUGCAGGUUGGAAUCUUUCUGCCUGUUUCGUCGAGAACCAUGGUUUGAUUGUGUGGUACAGCAGGGAAAGUAUUAGCAAAGAGCAGUACUAUGAACAAGACUUUAAAGCGAAAGCUAAUUAUAUUUUGGUUCCUGGAACUCAGGAGAAUAGAAUUAUUGAUUUUCUAUGUGGGGUAGAUUACGUUUUAUAUAUAAAGGGUAAUGGGAAAUUAUAUAGAUUCGAUAUAGAUGCACAGGGAUAUUUCGAUGGAAGAGCUGAUAGAAACUUAAUCGGUUCACCAUUUGAAGUGCACAAAUUCAACCAAUGGUUAUCGAACCUUAAUCUUGAAAUAGUAGGAGAGGGUGUUAAAUUUUCAAAAAUUACUGGAUGUUAUCAUAGUUUUGCUAUUUUCACGAAUGAUGGAAGAGUUUUAUUAGGUGAUUCUAAUAGAAGCAGAUACGUUGAAAUCGAGGACGAUAGUGACGAUGAUGAAGAUGAAAAUGGACCUCGCAACCCAAUUGUCUUACCUCAACUACAGCAGAAAAAUAUUGUAGAUGUCGUGAUGGGAGACUACCAUUUUUUGGCACUUACAGAUGACGGAGACUUAUUUUCGUGGGGAAGAGAAUCAAAGCAAUGUGGAUGCUUAGGGCUUGGUCCACUUAAUCUUAACCAAGUAGUAGAAUUACCUACGCACGUAAAGGAACCAAUUGAGAAGCGCAAGGGUAAAUGGCUAGCUGUAACAGCAGCCGGUUGGCAAACUGGCGGAAUAUAUAUUUUAACUGAUGGUGAGGAAGAGGGCUCCAGUGAGGAAUGA
Dujonia railenensis is the source of this 1731-nucleotide messenger RNA. The record is from the annotation of a GenBank genome assembly. Lineage: Eukaryota; Fungi; Ascomycota; Pichiomycetes; Serinales; Debaryomycetaceae.